AUGUGCCCGUCGACGACAACGAACGGCGAUUACUAUCGCCUCAACAUUCGCGGGUUCUUCCUCCGCCUCUCCUACGCCGACGCUCGGAGGCCGCUCCCCGAGACCCUAACCCUACUCUACUCGCCGAGCAUCGACGGGCGUGGCGCUCCGCCGCGUGCGCGCGGGGGAGCCCGGGUUGCUGUUCGCCAGCACGGACCGGCUCUCGACGGGGGACGGGGCGCGGUUCGAGGCCUACGCGGGGAAGGUCAAGGUGGCGGAUGGGGUCUUCCGGCGAGACGGCGGCGAGCGGUGGAGGCUGGAGUGGCGCUCCCCGGCGGCGGCGGAGGUUUGGAGGAGAUACCGGAGGAGGAAUCGGACGGCUGCGAUUGCUGCGGCGGCGGGGGAGAGGAGAAGGAGGGAGGUGAUUGGGAGGUGGUGGUGGGAUCGGGAUCGGACGGUGGGGAUGAGGCGGCGGUGGUGGAGACGGUGAGGUGGGCGGUGGAUGUGGGGAUCUGGGUGGCCUGCUUGGGGAUCGGGUUGUUGGUCUCGCGAGCUCCGUUGUGGAGGUGGAAAAAGCUGAUCUUAGCCGCGAAGCCCAAGUUUUGA
Ananas comosus (pineapple) is the source of this 585-nucleotide messenger RNA. RefSeq lists its product as uncharacterized. NCBI's taxonomy places the organism in Eukaryota, Viridiplantae, Streptophyta, Magnoliopsida, Poales, Bromeliaceae. The record is from RefSeq and is a predicted model, not a curated record. The coding region runs from base 1 to 585 and encodes 194 amino acids. The transcript has 2 exons.